Messenger RNA from Cornus florida, 1671 nucleotides. RefSeq lists its product as uncharacterized. The record is from RefSeq and is a predicted model, not a curated record. Gene Ontology annotation, biological process: translation. Gene Ontology annotation, molecular function: structural constituent of ribosome. Bases 594 to 1403 code for a protein of 269 amino acids. Gene Ontology annotation, cellular component: ribosome. The transcript has 9 exons. Lineage: Eukaryota; Viridiplantae; Streptophyta; Magnoliopsida; Cornales; Cornaceae.
GGCUCUUUUAGCCACUGAUUUUCUAGGGCUCCUGUCGGCUGUCGCUCCUCGAAGUCGAAGGUUAAGAUUUGGGUUUGUGUUUGUGAGAUUAGCGCCGAAAAGAUUACAGGUGAAGUAACUCAUCAUUUGUUUCCUUCCGGCCGGAGUAGCUAGCUUGUUGGCAAUCAAUUCCUUAGCGAAACCCUUUUUCUGUGGCAAAUGGGGUAAAAAAAACCCCGUCAUUUUCGAUUCAAAAAUAGGAUAAGAUUUGGGUUUGUGUUUGUGAGAUUAGCUUCAGUUUCAUCAGGAUUUGCGCCGAAAAGAUUACAAUCAGCUUGAUCUAUCUUUUGGGAGAUUGGAUUGCGAGUUUGAUUGGGGCAGAAUUUGCGCUUUAUUGCUAGAGAGCCAACCCGGUCCCUUUUCAACUUGUGCACCUUCUCUAAAAUAGGAUAAGAUUUGGGUUUGUGUUUGUGAGAUUAGCCUCAGUUUCAUCAGGAGUAGCACCAAAAAGAUUACAAGUUAAGGAAAAUAUGAGAAGAAUCAAACAUUGUUGAUUUUUGUCGAACAAUUAUGAACCACUUUUUUUGCUUUGCAUUGAGACUGAUUUUGAAGAAAUGCAAUCAUUUUGCGGGGGUAUUCGAUUAGUUAGAAGACACAACAUUAACAGCUCAAAGAUUGUUGAUUUUAUAUCAACUAGGAAAUUUCCAGCAAGCAGAUGUUCUGAUCUUGGCAUUUCAAAUGGAGUUGGUGCUUUCAAUUUUGUUGGGACUUCAAUGGAUUAUUCGAAGGAUUGCCUCUUCCGGUCGCUGCCCAAGUUCACUUCUCGGUCUUUGGUGGAACUGACUAAAUCUGGCAUCCAAAUGGACUUGUUGACAUCGUCUAACAAUGGUAGUAUACCUUGGGUAGCACCAGUACACAGGGCUACUAGGACAAGUUUGUUUCACCAGUCUGCAGCUGUACAAACUCUACCCAGCAGGUGCAUUUCAACUAUGCAUGAUUCAGUCAAAUCUGUUGCAGAAGAUACUUCAGCUCCCAUCUCUGAUAUUUCUCCACGCAUCAAAUUUAAGAGGCUUGAUAAAACAGCCAGGCACAUAAUGCAGAUUCUUGAUAAGGAAGCAGUGGUGGAAGUGAGAAAACAAAAAGAGAUACCUGAUAUAAGGCCUGGUUAUAUCGUCCAGCUCAAAGUGGAAGCCCCUAUGAAUAAAAGGCGUGUUUCAAUAUUCAAAGGCACUAUCAUAGCAAUGCGCAAUGCAGGUCUAAAUUCUACAUUUAGAUUGAGGCGGCUGGUGGCAGGAGUUGGUGUUGAAUCUCUCUUCCCAUUGUACUCCCCUAACAUAAAGGAGAUAAAGGUGCUGGAGAAAAAGAGAGUAAGGAGGGCCAAGCUUUACUAUCGCAGGAACAGUGUGAGUGAACGUAGAAAAUAAUAAUAGCCCAUAUGGUUACUAGGCGACCCAAAGAAGUUUAUUUUUAUCAAAUAGUUAGGGUUGGAUCGCAUUGGUGAGAAACUCUUUCCUUCAACUUACCCCCCGUUGGUUGAUCAAUUCUCAUUUGUCUAUCCUUUUUGUACUGCUUGGAUCAGUCGUGAUUGAAGCAAAAAGCUUGUCAAGCCAUGAACAUCACAUUAUGUUUCAUUCCAAAAUACUGCUGUUAAAUAAUUUUAUGAGCUGUGUAAUGAAAGAAGCUGUUGGUUUA